Molecule: messenger RNA, 1954 nt
Organism: Drosophila miranda
Lineage: Eukaryota; Metazoa; Arthropoda; Insecta; Diptera; Drosophilidae
Product: NADP-dependent malic enzyme
Exons: 1
Coding region: 74-1927 (617 amino acids)
Biological process (GO): pyruvate metabolic process; malate metabolic process
Cellular component (GO): mitochondrion
Molecular function (GO): NAD binding; malate dehydrogenase (decarboxylating) (NAD+) activity; malate dehydrogenase (decarboxylating) (NADP+) activity
Source: RefSeq, a predicted model, not a curated record
AUAUCCAAGUGGGCGACGGCUGGUGACACGCCCAUAUCACAACACACACAAACACAAUUCGAAACACUGAGCAAUGACUACCCCGAGGAGCCGGAAAGGCCCCACACAGAGGGAGAAGGACGAGCUGGAUUGCGUGACUGGCGAUGCCAGGGAGCAGCAAAUCUCGCGGAUACCCCGCGAGCUGGACAACUUCUGGCGCAUGGACCCGCGCUUUCCCACCGGCCUGCACAACGGCCACGCCUGCCUCGGCUCGAAUCUUAUAAACAAAUCGCUGGGCUUCAGCGACUACGAGCGGCGGGUGCUCUCCAUCAACGGCAUGCUGCCGGUGGCGGUGCGCACCAUGGACGAGCAGGUGGUCGCCUGCAAGAUGGUGCUCGACCAGAUGACCACCCGCACGCAGAAGUACAUGUAUCUGCACAAUCUUGAGUGCACCAAUCGGCGGCUUUUCUACCGCCUGCUGCAGAGCGACUGGGACACCUAUAUGCCCGUGCUGGACAGCUCGCAUUCGGACUUUCUGCUCAAGAACUUCAGCCUGUUUUACCAUCGUCCCCAGGGCAUGUACAUAACAAUCAAGGAUCUGGGUCACGUGGGUCAGGUGCUCAGGAAUUGGCCCCGUCGCGCCGUUCGCUGUGUGCUAGUGACCAACGGCGCCUGCCUUCUCAGCGUCGGUGACUUCGGGAUCAAUGCAAUGGCCAAUAUAAUGUCCAAGCUAUAUCAGAACGUCGUCUUGGGGGGCAUUCAUCCGGACUUCUGUCUGCCCCUGGUGCUGGACGUGGGCACCGACAACGAGGACCUGCUCCAGGAUCCCCUCUACAUGGGUCUGCGGGAGCAUCGUACGUCCCGCUCAAACUUCUACGCGCUCUUCGACGAAUUCGCCCUCUCCGUGCUGCAGCAGUUCGGCCCUCGGACCAUCAUCUUAUGCAAGAACUUUGACGCCCACAAUGCCAUCCACCAGCUGAAGAAGUACAGAGAUCUGCAGUGCUUGGUGGACAUAGAAUUCCAGUGCCAGGGGGCCUGCGGUCUGUCCGGCGUGAUUGUGGCUAAUCGCCUAAAGAGAAUGGAGUUCAAGAGCAACACGUUCCUAUUCUACGGCACCAAUCCCAUGAACAUUGGCAUGGCCCGCCUCUGCCUCGUCUUAUUCAAGCAGGAAGGCCUCAUCGAGGACGCAGCCCAUCAGCGGAUCUGGUUCUUCGAUGAAAAGGGCCUGGUUGUGGGCAAUCGACAAGGCCCGCACAUACCAGAGGUACUGCAGGAGUUUGUCAAUUAUGGAGAUCCGACCGAUGAUCUGGCGAUGGCAAUCGACCUGAUCCGACCCAAUGUCCUGGUCGGUGCAGGCUCCCAGCCAAAUGCCUUCACCAAGGAGGUACUUCGCGCCAUGGAGCGGAGCGCCGAGCAGCCCAUCAUCUUUGCCAUGUCGCGGCCCAUCGAAAAUGCCGAGUGCUCCGCAGAGGAUGCCUUCACCUACACCAAGGGUCGCUGCAUCUUCAUCUCGGGCUCGUCGAUUCCGCGUGUGAAGUAUGCCAACAAAUGGUAUCAGCCGGGACGCAGCAACAGCGUCUACCUGCAGCCGGGCAUUUCGCAGGGCAUCCUGCUCUCGGGGAUGAACAACGUGCCGGAUGAGACCUUCCUUGUGGCCGCCGAGCGCCUGGCCUGCCUCGUCUGGCCAGACGACCUGGCCCAGCGCAAUGUCUAUCCACCGAUGCGGAAGGUCCAGUGCAUCAAUCAGCGCAUCGCCGAAGCCGUAUUCGCCUACGCCUUCCGGAAGGGCCUGGCCACGCUCUUUCCGGAGCCGGAAAAUCCCACCGAGUACAUCAAGAGAAACGCGUACGACUCCAGCUAUCGGACGGUGGCCAGCAAAGUGUACUGCAUGGAGGAGAGUGUAAUUGCCACAACCGAAUCCAAGAAGUACUACAAGCACAAAAUAUAGAUCGAGCAAACGGCUGUAUGCCUACAA